Messenger RNA from Asterias rubens (European starfish), 1254 nucleotides. RefSeq names its product sialidase-1-like. Gene Ontology annotation, cellular component: lysosome; cytoplasm; membrane. The transcript has 6 exons. Gene Ontology annotation, molecular function: exo-alpha-sialidase activity. The coding region runs from base 72 to 1238 and encodes 388 amino acids. NCBI's taxonomy places the organism in Eukaryota, Metazoa, Echinodermata, Asteroidea, Forcipulatida, Asteriidae. Gene Ontology annotation, biological process: oligosaccharide catabolic process; ganglioside catabolic process. The record is from RefSeq and is a predicted model, not a curated record.
CAAACAUUGCAGUGUUGACGUCCAGCGUCAGGAAUGGUGUCUAUCAUUUUUCAACAGAUUAUUCUCUCGAAAUGAGGGCAUCACUUCGCCAGACUGCUUAUGGGACAGUCGUUCCUCUACUUCUACUUCUGGGGGUUGUACCUGCCAGUUUUGAGACGUCAAACUUGAGCUUAAAGGUCAAUCCCUACAUUUCAGCUGAGAAGGUUCUUUGGAGGGAGGGAGAUGCGAGCGUCAAAUCCUACCGUAUCCCUCUACUUAGCUACACCCCAAAGGGACACCUCUUGGCCGUAGCUGAGGCCAGGAAAUAUUCAACUUCUGAUGCUGGUCCAAAGUUUCUGGUCGUACGUCGAUCGUUGGACAAGUUUGGGGACCAGUGGGCACCGCAACAGGUCGUCGUUGACGAUGGCUACCUCAUCUUCGAUGGCAUCAACCUCGGCGCUGUCAUUGUCGACGAUGAAAAAGGCGCCAUCUUCAUCAUGUACUCAAUCUGUAACCAUCAUGAUCAGUGCAACGUUACAUCGACGAUGUUGGUAAAGAGCUAUGAUGAUGGAGUGUCGUGGACCAAGGGGGAAAAACUACUGGGUCCAGGCACAUGGAUGUUCUCACCAGGUCCAGGCUUUGGCAUUCAGAAAAAAUACGCUCCCAAUAAAGGCAGGCUUAUCGUUUGCGGACAUGGCAGUCUAGACAAGGACGGCUUGUACUGUCUGCUGAGUGACGAUCACGGAGCGACGUGGCGAUGGGGUGGAUCUGUGAUCGGGCUACCAUUCGGUCUUGUGAAACAGAGCGGAGACUUCUUACCAGAUGAGUGCCAGCUAGUCGAACUGAUGGAUGGCUCUAUCCUAGUCAACAUACGUAACCAGAACAGCUACCACUGUCACUGCCGUAUGGUGACUCGAAGUUACGACGGAGCGGAAACCUUCCCGAUGGAGAACCUGUACCUGGACGAGACGCUGAUUGAACCAGCAUGCGCCGCUGGAAUGGUCUACCAUAAAAAUGUACUCUUCUUCAGCAACCCAAAAAGUACUACAGAGAGAGUCGAUCUGAACCUGAGAUGGAGUUAUGAUAACGGAACGACCUGGGCCGAUGAGUAUCAGAUCUGGAAUAAGGCGAGUGGGUACAGUACUAUGACGGCACACCCGGGCUCAAUGCCGUACAUCUUCAUUCUCUUUGAAAAAGGCAUACUGUCAUACUUUGAGUCCUUAACGUUUUUAAGAGUGAGUUUAUUUGAAGAUGUUUAAAGACAGUGUACACUAU